Molecule: messenger RNA, 1843 nt
Organism: Owenia fusiformis
Lineage: Eukaryota; Metazoa; Annelida; Polychaeta; Sabellida; Oweniidae
Source: the annotation of a GenBank genome assembly
AACAAGCAAUAUGAGAGUUACGUUACAGGACACUCAGCGGUCGUUAUUAAUGGUGAUGGGAGUGCUGGUCAUUUUCAUCUUUGCAUUUGACCAAUACUUGGAGAGAGAUACGAAACUAAAGAUAGCUUCAUAUGAGACAAGAUGGAGAAGCAGGGGACUACAAUCGUUGACCAACAGCACCAAAGAUCCGCUAGGUGACUCUAAAUUGUGGAUGGCGAUCAGUCGGAAAUCAAACGCCAGAUCGUUUGGGUACGAUACAAUGGUUUAUAAAAGUCGUUUCGACGAACCAGACGCUCGACCAAGUGUCAUCUCUUCCCUGGAGACUUAUCAUAUGCAAGGUGAGCGUAAAAAAUCAGAACCGAUUGUUGAGGCGAAUGACGAAGCCGACACCGUGGACUUUAAAGAAAUGAUGACAGAGAGUGUAAAAACAAUCGCAAACACUCCGAGUCAAUAUAUACCGAGGAUCAAGAGCUGGGAAGACAUUUCGAACAAUCCAAGAAAAAUAUUACUUUUUCCUGGGAACGGUCGCCUUGGUGACGAAAUGUUUCAGUACUCCUCUGCGUGGGCGAUUGCUAAGAAAACGAACAGGACGCUGUACAUACCUUCAAACUCCCGUCUUCUCGAGAUCUUCAGUAACAUUAAAGCAGAAAUAUUCGAUCUUAGAUCUCUGCCCAAAGACAUUAACCUCCCCGUACGAUCAGGCCGAGGACCUUUCAAAAAAGACUUAUUCAACGUAAAGGCGGCUAGCUUCGUGCUAUACAACGGUUUGGGGAGCUUCAGUUACAUUACAAACAUUAAAGAUGAAAUUAAAAACCAGUAUACAUUCAACAGUGACAUAAAAUCAAAGGUUGAUAACUUUUUUAAAACACUACCAAGUGCAAUAAAGAACGAAAAAACUAUUAACGUCGGGGUACACGUCAGACGUGGAGACCUAUUAUCGCUAGAAAAUAACAGGAAAGGUUAUCGUGUCCCAACAGUUGACUAUUUCCUCAAAACUAUGCAACAUUAUGAUCGAAUUCUUAGUCCAACAAACAUUCGCUAUAUCAUAUGUUCAGACGAUCCAAAAUGGGCCCGAGAGCAUCUAAACUUUCCUAGUACACAUUUCUGCCCCGGUGAAUCGGACAGCAUGGACUUGGCCAUAUUGGCUCGUUGUGAUCACUCAAUUAUGUCCGUUGGGAGCUUUGGUGCAUGGGGGUCGUACCUAAGUGGCGGAAUGGUGACAUUUUACCCAUACCCCUACAGUGAGAAUUCUGCCAUGUGGAAACUGUGGCACAAACACAAACACGAGAAAGUUCCAGCACACGGUCUUCCGUAUUACAGUUGAGAAUGACUAGAAAUCUUCCGCUCAAACCUGGGAUUUGAACUGAUCCAAUUCCUCUAGUCGUAUUACAUAGCAUUACGAACGUUUUAUGCUUGAACGUUCGAUUGUAUAAAAAACUGCCAUUCAACAAGUAAAGUAAAUGGACAUACAGGCAUUUAUAACUGAAAAACGUGUUAUUGUAACAAAGUUACAUUUAGCCAAAAUAUUAUUUAAUUGAAUGGUUACAUGCAUCCUGCAUGCAUGUAUUCAGCUAAUUAACAAUUUUAGUGAUCGGGUGUUUCAGUGCAAUUAUUUUUCACAGUGGUCAAUUUCAAAUAUUGUAAAUCUUAAGUUUCGGGGUGAUAAUGAAUAUGAUGCCAGUGCUGAUUAUUGGGAUUGCGAUAAUAGGGUAAUCCACAAUUCACAUGGUUUAGAUGAUUACGUAAACGGGUGGGAAAUUCUGCUCUAUCAAACCGUAUAAUUGUAUCAUUUUGGUCACUGGCAUAUUAUGUAAUGCCUUGGCCACAUUUGCUCCGAUUCAUC